Molecule: messenger RNA, 2024 nt
Organism: Setaria italica (foxtail millet)
Lineage: Eukaryota; Viridiplantae; Streptophyta; Magnoliopsida; Poales; Poaceae
Product: aspartic proteinase
Exons: 12
Coding region: 166-1671 (501 amino acids)
Biological process (GO): lipid metabolic process; proteolysis
Molecular function (GO): aspartic-type endopeptidase activity
Source: RefSeq, a predicted model, not a curated record
GCGUUGCAUCUAGACAGUGCCACAGGAGGAGACUACUGACGCUUCAUCCGAUUGGUGUGUCCAUUUAUCUUCCACUCUUUCCCCACGAGCUGUCCAGUCUCCACUAGCUUUCCCCUUCUCUGCGGUUGGGGAAGCACACGGCGGAAGCAAGGGAGUUCAGGGACCAUGGGGCAGAAGCAUCUUGUGUUGCUCACUUGUUUUUGGAUCCUGUCAUGUGCCUUGCUGCUUCAUGCUUCCUCCGAUGGACUGCUAAGAAUCAACAUCAAUAAGAAGAGUCUGGACAAGGAAGCUUUGACUGCUGCUAAAUUGGCUAGGCAGGAGAGUCACCUUCGAAGGUUCGGUGGCUCUCGCCAAUCUCUCGGUUCCUCAAACGAUGAUAUAGUUCCCUUGGACAACUACCUGGACACUCAGUACUUUGGAGAGAUCGGCAUCGGCACGCCACCACAGAACUUCACGGUGAUAUUUGACACUGGAAGCUCCAACUUGUGGGUUCCCUCGUCGAGGUGCUAUUUUUCAAUAGCAUGCUACUUACACCACAGAUACAGAUCAGCCAAGUCAAGGACUUACAAAAGGAAUGGGGAAACUUGCACAAUAACAUAUGGUUCUGGGCAAAUUGCUGGCUUCUUCAGUGAAGACAAUGUGUUAGUCGGCAACCUCGUUGUCAAAAAUCAGAAGUUCAUUGAGACGACCCGUGAAACCAGCCCUACUUUUAUCAUUGGAAAGUUUGAUGGAAUUCUUGGCCUUGGAUUUCCUGAAAUUUCUGUGGGAGGAGCCCCUCCGAUUUGGCAGAGCAUGAAAGAGCAAAAGCUGAUCGCAAAGGAUGUUUUCUCGUUCUGGCUUAACCGUGAUCCUGAUGCAUCUGUGGGAGGUGAACUUGUCUUUGGCGGUUUUGACCCAAAGCACUACAAGGGAAGGCACACAUAUGUCCCUGUUACUCGCAAAGGCUACUGGCAGUUUGACAUGGGGGAUCUUCUGAUUGGUGGCCACUCGACAGGUUACUGUGCUGGUGGUUGUGCUGCUAUUGUUGACUCAGGGACUUCACUGCUUGCUGGUCCAACUACCAUAGUGGCUCAAAUCAAUCAUGCAAUUGGGGCUGAGGGGAUCAUCAGCACAGAAUGCAAAGAAGUGGUGAGAGAGUAUGGAGAGAUGAUCCUUGAGUUGCUCAUAGCGCAGACUAGUCCACAAAAGGUGUGCACUCAGAUCGGUCUCUGUGUGUUCGAUGGUACCCAUUCUGUCAGCAACCCAAUUGAAUCAGUUGUCGAGAAACAAAAGAGUUCUGAUCUUUUCUGUACUGCUUGUGAGAUGGCUGUUAUCUGGAUACAGAAUCAACUCCGAGAAAACAAAACUAAAGAGCUCAUUUUGAACUAUGCUAAUCAGCUCUGUGAGCGCCUCCCUAGCCCCAAUGGUGAAUCAACAGUCGACUGCCAUCAGAUCUCAAAGAUGCCAAAUCUUGCAUUCACCAUAGCGAACAAGACUUUCACCUUAACACCAGAGCAGUACAUUGUGAAGCUGGAGCAAGCAGGCCAAACCAUCUGUAUCAGUGGGUUCAUGGCAUUCGACAUACCGCCUCCUCGUGGCCCGCUCUGGAUACUUGGGGACGUGUUCAUGGGCGCGUACCACACCGUUUUCGACUUCGGCGAGAACAGGAUCGGGUUCGCCAAGUCUGCCUGAGGGCUGGAGUCCAGUUUACUAUUCCAGUAUUGUACAUAUGUUGCAGACCGGUAUAAGCUGCAAAGCUUAGUAGUAUGCGUGCGCGCGGAGACCUGUAGGGGAUAUCCGAUACGUGUUUGCGAAUGGAGCUACGCUAGUUAUGAAGCUCCGGUACAUGGAAUUCGAUGUAAUGAGCACGGGAGCACGAUGAAGAUUGGGGCUUUUCACCUGAUCUCAUCAUGUGUACUGGCCUAGACUAGUCACUGGGCUCAUAUCGACACUAGCCAUUUCGGACUCGUUAAAUAAUGCAUCUUUGUAUGAUCGUUAUGACGUUAUGGCAAUGUAAUAAUCUAGUGCUUUUCUAGGAUAAUCCA